UACUUAAGACCUCGUCUGCUUGCUCUUGCUCGUUCCUCCUUUCAAGGCAGCUUGAAUUCACGGUUGUGGGAGCAAUAGAAGUGGUUCAGAAAAGUCAGCCACUGGACAGCGCAUAUUCGCCCCCCGGAGUCAUUGACGCUCUUAUCUCUCUCUCUCUCUUCUCAUACGAGACCACCUAUUCACUCGAAUAAAGACAGAAAAAGGAACACCAUCGCAUUCAGCCAUCAUGUCCGAAACAGCCAAUUCACCUCCUCAAUCUCUCCCUUCCUCACCAUCAUUCAGCGCCAACCGAUCAUCCUCCAAACCACAACUCACCCUGGACCUAUCCAACCUCCCGCCCCUAUCGAAACCAACACCACCAUCAAACACCCUCCUCAUAACCGACCUGCACGACCUGUACCUCUUCCAACCGUCCUCCCUAGCGGAGAUCCGCACGCAAAUCACAGCAGUCGCCCCCCUAAACUCCUUCUCCCCACUACCCUCUCUCCGCCGAAUUGUCUGCUCCUUCUACUCUCCCGACGACGCCAUCCGCGUCCGCCAGACCCUAGAAAGCCAGCGUCUGUUGGACCGCAAUGUCCGCAUGAAGAUCUACUUCGGUGAACCCACCCCCAUCAUGGACGACGAGGAGGCUCGUCCCAGGCUCCUCGAAGCCCCACAGGUGGAUAAGCUGUUCUUUAUCAGUCCGCCCCCCAGUCCGCCACACGGGUGGGUGUUGAGGAACGAGGACCCGCCGAAUAAGGAGGUGCAUGCCGAUGAUCUCGUAGAGGCGUUGUCCAAGUUGAAGACCAGGACGGAUACGUUUUCUUCUUUCCCUUCGUCGUCUAGUGAGGUUGCUGAACCCCCCACCCCGGCAUCAGUGUCCGGGAAGCAACAGAAAACUCAGCGGAGCAGGAGUAGUACCAUUAUUUACAAUCCAGAGGAUCAUGGGGGUAGUCCCGGUCUUCCCGCUGUCAUGGUUGAGGAUACGAGCUUUGGCUUGGAGUUAGAUUUCUCCGAUAUGGAGAUGAGUCCUGUCGAGAUGGAUGCGAAGAAGGUCUUCCAGCGGACUACGCGGCCCCCUGUGGAAUUGAUGGAGUGAGAUUCCUGAAUUCCUAAGUUACAGUUUUUUUUUGUUUUUUCUUUUUUGUGGGUCGUCCUUUAAAUAAAAACAUAUUGGACGGACUUUCUCAUUGAGAUUGCAUUUCAUACGUCGCUGUCACUACUUGCAUGGCGUUCUUGGGAUAGGGUUUGGUUUUUGUGUACGUCCAUUUUCCUUUCACUUUUCCCCUUUCUGGAGCCUAAGACUCGAGGUUUAGAUGUUACGCGUCUAAGAAGAUCCGGCGUUACUUAUAUAUUUAUACGUGCAUGUAUACAUACGUUUAGGGGAGAGAUAGAAGAUGAUAAUAGCGAUAAUCAGAAUGGUCAUGCAAAUGGAUUCUCUCGAGUGAAGUAGAUUUGUUUCCCAGAAUCAGGACAAUGUAUAACAAGGACUUCAUUUGGAAGACUCAUCAUUCAAAAUGAGGGUAGAUAGUUAGAAAAGUGGAUGAUGGUAUGAGUAUUCGCAAGAACGGCACAUAAUGCGUCAUUAACUUGAGGACUAUAUAAAUACGUGGCUACUUUCCCAUCAGUCGAACAGCACGACGGCACUUUCUUUGACCACACUAGGACCAAGAACGGCGGCGAGUUCCGCAACGAUCCCUUUAACGGAUUGGGGAUUUUGAAUAGGCAUUCGUUCCCAUCCAACAAGGUCCUCAAAUGAAAUCAUUAGACAAUAUUCGUGUUAAAAGAGCGUCAGACGCAUCACUUACAAUCAUAUGAACAAGGGUACCA
Messenger RNA from Monascus purpureus, 1809 nucleotides. Lineage: Eukaryota; Fungi; Ascomycota; Eurotiomycetes; Eurotiales; Aspergillaceae. The record is from the annotation of a GenBank genome assembly.